Messenger RNA from Micromonas commoda, 14199 nucleotides. RefSeq lists its product with no specific name. The transcript has a single exon. Gene Ontology annotation, biological process: actin cytoskeleton organization. The record is from RefSeq and is a predicted model, not a curated record. Gene Ontology annotation, molecular function: actin filament binding. The coding region runs from base 1 to 14199 and encodes 4732 amino acids. Lineage: Eukaryota; Viridiplantae; Chlorophyta; Mamiellophyceae; Mamiellales; Mamiellaceae.
AUGGGGAGGUGGCGGUCGGGCUCGGGCUCCGGCGCUCGCGGAUGCGCGGGCUUAGCUCUCUUGCUGAUCCUCGCGGCACUCACGGGGGGCGCGGGCGGUGUCCUGGACGCGGAGGCGCGUCUCGACGGCGUCGCGCGCGUCCCGGUUCCCUCGGACGGCACCCGUCGUCAACUCCUCCGCUCUCGCGCGCUCGCGCAGGUUGACGACGUGCCCUCGGCGUUCACCACCUGGGGACCGCUGGGCGCGUUCGUUCCCGUCGGCGAGACCGUGACGUUCGAGAUUCACGCCAGGGCAAAGGACGGGACCGCGCUGGAGUCUUUCGACGACCCGAGCGCGUUCACCGUCGCGUUCCACGGCGCGCCCGGCGCGGUGCUGAAAUCAUCCGUGGAGCGAGUCGGGGGCGGGGUGUUCAACGCGUCGUUCGUGCCAGCCGUCGCCGGCGAGCUCACCGUCACGCUGCGAGUGUUGGGCGAGGUUGUUCAAACGUCGCCGUCGCAGCCCAACCCGGCGACGGUGACGGCGCGAAUCCUACCGACCGACCCGGGGGCGUAUUUCGAGCUUCGAGGAGAGGCGCAUCGCUCCGCGGCGGGCGAAGCCGCGAGGUUCCGGGUGCAGCGGACGUUAGGGUUUGGGUCAACGCCUUCGUCGUUAACGUCGUCGUCGUCGUCAUUAUGGGACGAUCCGACGUUCAGGUUCGAGAUCGCAGUGGCGGCUUCGGAGGGACCGUGUUCGGCAGACGUCGCCGCCGCCGGGGCUUGCGAGUCGGCGCCGGCGAACGGCUCCGCGCUGUCGCUGCAAACCCCGCACUCGUUCCUUCCCUCGUCCGGGACGUGGAUCUAUCGCGUCGGGGGCGAUCACCUGCGACGGGCGGGCGCGUACGAGGUUUCGGUGAGCACGUACCGGUCGAGCGAUAUGAGCUGGCGGCCCGUGCGGUUUUCCCCGUUUGUUUUCAACGUCGAGGCCAACAAGGCGAGCGUCAACGCGUCCUCCGUGGGGGCGCCGACGAGCCUAUCCGCGCCCGCGGGCGACGCCGUGGCGGUCCCGGUGACCGUCCUCGACGUGCACGGCAACGUACGAGCGCCCGCGCGCGGUGAGCUCGCCGUGAGUUUCGUGUCCUCGCCGGACGGCGCCGUCACGCCGGGAAUCGUCUCCACGGACAACAGCACCGGCUUAACCUUCGCGACGGCGUCGCUGACCCGCGCGGACCGCACGCACCUCGUCGAGGCGCGCCUCGACGGCGCGCUCGUCCCGGGUUCCCGCUCGAUCGCGCUCGUCACCGUCGCGGGCAGCGCGCACCCGCCGUCGAGUCGCAUCUCCGGCGCCGGCGUUCAUUCCGGCGGAGUUUCCGGCGAGUCGCGAGAGGUGUACGUUGACAUACGCGACCGAUACGGUAACCCGAUCGUCGACGCAUCGGGGAUCGCCGCGUCGGGGUUGAGCGCGACGGUGACGGUGCGUGUGCGGGUACCGGCGAACGCGACGCGGGACAACGACGGGGGAUACGUUCCGAUCGGUGGCGAGGGGUCGCUAGAGGGCGUCGCGAUGACGUUCGCGGAUGGGAAAUUCGCCGCCGGGUACGUGGGAGACGUCCCCGGGGCGUACGGCGUCUACGUCAACGUCACAGCCACCGACGGUGACCCUGGCGACGGUUCGUCUUCCGAUAGGGCGUGCCUGUUCAAGUUCCUCGGGCUCGAGCUCCUUCCCCGACGCGCCAACGCGAGCACGACGGAGUUGAUCUCGGCGGAUCUCUCGCUCGCCGCGGGCGACGCGGGCUCGGUUCGUCUGCGCCUGAGGGACUCGGCCAACGACACCGUGGGUGCGUCGAACGUAGGGGACGUCGUCGCGGUGACCCUGACGCACGCGAGCGACGGCGACGCGGUGCUCGGCACCCACGUCGGCACCCACGUCGGCACCCACGUCGGCACCCACGUCGGCACCCACGUCGGCUGGGGCGUCACGCGGGUCGCGUCGACGGAUGACACCGAGACUGCGUUUUCGUACGCCCCGACGCUCGCGGGAAACUACACCCUCGACGUGAGGGUCAACGGCGAGCGCGUGGCGUGGGGGACGAACAGUUCGUCGUCGUCGUCGCGCGUGGUGGUGGUGCGACACGGUCGGGCUUCGGCGCUCGCGUCGGUGGUUUCCGGCGGGGGGACUCGGGUGGGCGCGGCGGGGCUAUCCGCGAUUUUCUCUCUCUCCACUCGCGACGCGCACGGAAACGUCCGCACGGACUCGGACGGCGACGACCUGGCCUUCGCCGCGUCGCAGCGAUCGGAAGGUCACGGGUUCGAUACCGCGUACGACCGAACGAGCGGACCCGCGGACGCGCACCUCACCGCCGCGGUCGCCCCCUUUGACGUAAUCGCGGGGGCGUACUCGCUGAGCUAUUUCACGGAGAUCGCCGCGGACGUCACCGGUGUCGUCACCUUGGGCGGCGUCGGGGUACCCGGCGCGUCGCCGUUCGUGGCGAAAAUCAGGCACGGCGCCGUGGAUCCGUCGAGGGUGACGGUGGUUGGCGAGGGGCUCGACGGCGCCGUCAGAGGCGGGGGCGUCGCGACGAUUCGUAUCCUCGCGAAGGACGCCUUCGGCAACGCGAUUCCCUAUACAUCGGUUGGUGGAGGUCGGUACAGGAUCGCGGUCGAGCCCCGGUCGCUCGUGACCGUCACCCAGCCGUCGCCCGCGUAUCCCCGCGUAUCGGGGGAGGGUUCGGGUUCGGGUUCGACGGUGACAGACCGUUACGCCGACCGUUACGCCGCCGAGGGCGGGUACGUUGUUUCAAACGCCGCCGAGUUUGCGAGCGUGCGGAUCGUCGUCACGUUGGGCGACGCCGUCCUCGCCGACCGGCGCGCGAAGGUGGUCGAACCCUCGGGACGGUCGUACUCGCCGGCGACGUCCGUCGCGCACGGCGACGGCCUCACUCCGGCGGGAGUCGCGGGUGAGAACAGGACGUUUUUUCUGACGCCGCGCGACGAGGACGGCGUGGCGCUGACGUCGCGAGAUCUCACCCCGCCCGCCGCCGCGUUCCGGACACUCGUGACGAAAUCGGGCGACGUCGAGUCGUCGUCGUCGUCGUUCGAAGCGAAGGUUGUCGAGGGUUCGGACCCGAACGACGGCUCGCCUUUCCUCGAGGUGACCUACUCCGCGACGGGCGCGGGCGUGUACGACGUCGCCGUGGAUGGGUGCGAGUGGAAUUUCACAUCGAGCGCGUGCGACGGGCCUUUCCGGGCUUUAGUCGUUCGACCGAACGAUUUCGUCCCGCCCGUCGCUCAGCCGGUCCGCGUCACGAUUCGCCCCGGUCCGUCCGACGCCGCGGGGUCGGUCGCGACGCUCCGGUCGACGUCCGCGGUCGUCGGACAGAACGUCGACGUCGAGCUUCGAGCCUUCGACGUACACGGUAACCCCGCGAGGUACGACGACCGCUUCUACACGGGCGACGAGUGGUCCGUCGCCGCGACGCUGCGACCGGGGAGCGACGAAGGGGCGCAAGGUAGCGGCGGCGGCGGCGAGCCCUUCACGAUUCGCGCCACCGUGGCGCCCGCGGUUAACGGCGCGACCGGGUCCUCCCUCGAUAUCUACGUCGCGUCCUUCGCGACGACUCGAGCGGGUACGUACGACGUCGUCGCCUCGCUCCUCACUCGCGACUCGGUAAAUACGGACGCCGGGGGAACGAAGGGAGGAACGUUUCGAUCGGUUCGGUUCGAGAACGGCGCGAGCGCCGUGACGGUGGCGCCGGGCGCCUUGGACGUUUCGAUGUCCCGAGUGGACGCCGCGGACGUUUCCAUCGGCGGCGCCGUCGGCGACGUCGUCUACUUCACGGUGUAUCCGACGGACGCGCACGGCAAUUUGGUCUCGGCCGCGGACGCAGCCGCGAUCGUCUGCGCCGCCACCGCCGUGAACGUCGACGACGGCUCCGUCGUCGCGGCGCCCGCCGUCCAAGGGGCCUCCGCCCUCCCGCCCGACGCCGCGGCGACGCGAUGUUACAAACCCGAAACGAAAACGAACGAUCCAUCGGGUCGUCAAGGUCGUCUCGUCGUCGAGUAUAGGGUCGUCGUCGCGGGAACCUACGCCAUCUCGGUGGAGCUCAACGGCGAACGGAUUCAACCGGCGGGUUCAAUCAUGAGCCCACACAGAGCGCACUUUCGACACGCGGAACCCGCCGCGAGCCGGUGUUUCAUGUCCGAUCAGGGCACGCUCGGGACGGUUUCCGUCGCCGGGAAUCCCGACGGGGUCUGGUUCGAGCUCACCGCGCGCGACGCCUUCGAUAACGUCGCGACGGACUCGAACGACCUCGUCUUUGACGUGCACGCGUUACCCUCGGAUGGGUCGGUUCCGACGCCGGGAAUCCCGGGGACGUCGAUACCCCUCGGCGGGGGAAGGUACCGGCUUAAAUUCGUCGUGCCCCGCGGGGGAACGUACUCCGUACACGUUCGACUCGGCGACGCCGUCGUCGGGCACGGGGAUUUCCCGUUACGGGGGUUGACGUUCGCGGCGCCGCCCGUGGAUCCAAACAGUUCGUACGCGGCUGGCGCCGGUUUGUCCGUCGCCGUCGCGGGCGAGACUUCUUCGUUCACGGUGCAGCUGAGGGACGCGAACGGCGAGGCGGCGUCGUUGGGCGCCGGCGAGAGUUUGUUUGCGCGGGUGGACCUCCCGCCCGGUUCCACGGGGCUUCGCGCCCCGGACAGCCUCUCGCGGGUCGAGGCGAGCGACCGGGUCGGCGCGUGGAUCGUUACCUACGUCGCGUACGGGGUUCUAUCCGUCGUUGGGGAGAGGUACUCGAUCAUCGUCGGGGUGGAGAGCGCGGGCGGGGGGAUCGUGCGAGAGAUAUCGGGAUCGCCGUUCGCGAUGACCGUGGUGGCCGGUGACGUGGACGCGGCGAACACCUUCGCGCGGCCCAACGCUGUUCUCGGCGCCUACCGAAGCUCCGCGGAUGUUUGGGGAACGUUCGACGUCGUCGCGCGGGACGCUCACAACAAUUCCGUCCACCUCGGCGAUUCCGGCGGCGGCUACCGCGGGCUCGGGAGCUGGAUCGUCGAGAUGGACGGCGAGACGCGGUGGUACGUCAGGAACGGCGGCGCGGGCGUCGUCUCGCCCGUGUUUAACGUCACCGCCGCGGGGACGUACUCGGUCACGGUGCGACACGACGGCGUCGCGAUCGGUCCGGGCGGGAGCCCCGUGACGUACACGGUGGUUCCGGGCGCGUUGGACCACGCCGCCGCCGUCGUCGCCGGCGAUGGAAUCGACGGCAACGUCACGGUCAGUGCCGUGGUGACGCACUCGUUCACGCUCAAAGAGUCUGACUCGUUCGGUAACGCGAUAACCUCUCCGACGGGCGCGUCGGCGUCCAAAAUCGCCGAGGGACUUAACAUGACCGUUCGCAGCGCUCGAUGGCCUCGGUCCCCGUCUUACGUCGCGUCGAGCGUCGACCCGACCGUGGCGUUCGACUCGACGAACGAGGUGUACGUGGUGUCGUUCCGAACGACCGUGUCGGGAGCGUUGACGACGCGACUCGAGAUUGGCGGAUUUUUAGUGCGGGGGUCGCCGUUUGAGACGACCGUCUUUCCCGGUCCGCCGGAGCCGUCCAGAUGCGUCGCGAGCGGCCCGGGCCUUUCUGGAGCCGUCGCCGGAGAGUGGCAGGUCGUCGAAGUGGACGCGCGCGACGCCUUUGACAACAGGAUCGACACCGGCGAGCUCGGUCUCUUCGGGAUGUACGUCAAGAGAUCCGACGGCGGAUUCUCGUGGACCCCGGCGGGGGACGCGUCGCCAAAUUACGCCGAUACCCCCGUCGAUCCGGACGUUCAGGUCGAGCCCUUCCUGUGGGACGUCGCACGAGCCGCGUACGUCGGAAGGUACAAGUCGACGACGUGGACGGGAUCGGGGUACGACCUCGACGUCGCGGUGGUCUCUCUCGCGUCGGGCGCGACACAGCUGGCGGACAUCGGCGCCGGCCGGAGGACCAUUCGCGUGAAGGGUUCGCCCGGCUCCGUCGACGCCGCCGCCUCGUCGGCGUUCGGUUCCGGUCUCUCGGGCGGCGUCGCGGGGUCCACGCUCGCGUUCACGGUGACGCUCGCGGAUUCUGACGGCGUGAAGGUGCCGCAGACGGACGCGACGCAGCAGCCGGCGGCGGCGACGCGGCUGGCGGCGUGCCGGAAAACCUCCUCCGACGACGACUGCGAACCGGUCGCCGUGCCCGCGGAGUGGGGAUUUUCGUGCGCCGUCAUCGACGUCGGGUCCCUGGACGCGGGAUCGCUGUCGUGCACGCACGCGCCGACGACCGCCGGCGUGUACAGGUUCCGUUUGUCCGUGUCGUCGCUCGGGACGUUGGGUAUCGGCGGCGAGGGCGCGUUUGCGAUUCGAUCCGGCGCGUCUGACGGCGUUCAGACGGCGCUCCGGGUGGGUGGGACAGACGUCGAGGCGCCCUUCGACGGGGGCGUCGUGAACAUCCCGGACGCCUACGUCGCGGGGACGGCCGUGACGUUCACGGUCGUUCCCAAGGACGCGUACGGAAAUCCGCAGGAUUACUCGCUCGCCCCUUUCGACUCGUUCAGGGCCGAGGCGACGAACGCGCCGGCGGAGUUUGCGAUCGGCGGCGAGUUUGCCGCGGUGGAGGUUGACCCGCCGUCGGCCAAGGACGCCGCCGCGGGUUUCGUGCCCGCGUACUCGCGCGUCGUCGCGUUCACCCCGACCGUGAGCGGCGCGUACGAGGUGGACUUGAUCUUCUCCAACGGCAGGUCGAGUGGGGAGGCGAAGAUUUCCGUGACGUUCGUCGUGGAGGCUUCGGCGUUGGACGCGAGGGGCGCCGUCGUCUCCGGCGACGGCGUCAACCGCGGCCGCGUGUUUCGACCGCAAACGUUCAGCGUCCUGAUGCACGACGCGUACGGUAACCCCGUCGCGGCGGAGAGGCCGGGUGUCGCGAUCGCGGCUGUCUUCACCUCCGCGGAUGACCCGGCGGCUUCUUUCACCGCCGCCGUCGCCUGGAACACCAAACUCGGAAGGUACAACGCGGAGUACUCGGCCGAAAUCCCGGGACUUUACUACGCCAACCUGACCCUCGACGCGGGCGACGGCCGGGGUCCCAACGCGCUGGCUCUGCCCUCCUCGUACGCGGGCACCGUCAUCGAGGCUGAAUCGGUGGAGACGCAAAAGUGCGAGGUUUCCGGCGCGGGCGUCGGGUCGGAUCCGAUCGGCGCCGGGACGCCCGCGUCGUUCACGGUUCGCGCCCGCGACAAGUACGGGUCUCGGAUCACUCGGGGCGGCGCCGUGUUCCACGCGUUGGCUCGCGGCCGCAACGGCACGUCCACAGAGGGAACGAUGGUGCGACUCGACUCGCUCGUCGACGAGGGCGACGGAACGUACACGGCUACGUACACGCCGACAAAGGCGGGCGACUACUCGCUCUCGGUUCGCCGCGCCGGCGAGGAGCUCACGGCGGCGGGCUCCCCGUUCAACGUGACCGUGGUUCCCGGCGCCACGUCGGCGUCAAAGUCGAAGGCGUACGGCGACGGAUUGUGCACAGCUGUGUCCGCCGGGAGACUCGCGACGUUUCGCGUGCAAGCGUACGACGCGUUUGGUAACAAAAAGACCGACUCGCACGACGAGUUUCGAUUCUCGGUCCGGGGCGUCGAUCACCCGACGCCGAUGACGGCGGUGGGGGGCGGCGUAUACGAGGGAUCCUACGUCGUCGACAGAUCCGGGCCCCUCGUCGUGUCCGUCAGCUACCGCGGCGAGUUCGUCGGCGGCGGCAAGGGCGAGUCUGUCGGCGAGGGCUGCGCCGUCCUCUCGGGACCGCCCGUAUCGUUCGAGGUACGCGGGCCGGGUACCGCCGACGGCGACGUCGUUCGAGCCGGCGAGACGCACGCGGUGACCGCGAACGCCUACGACGAGAGCGGCGAUCCCGCGACGUUCGCCGACGACGACGCGUUCAACCUGACGGUGUUUGUCGACGGCGUUUUCGAAUCGACGCGAGCGUUCGAGCGCUCGUCCGGGAGCGCUCGAAUGCGCGCCACGUACGCGCUUUUAAACGCGACGUCGAACGCGUCGAUCCACCUCGCGCUCACCCCGGCGGAUAACGCGACGAGACUCUUGUUCGAGACUCCCGGUUCGGGAUCGCGGGUAUCGCCCGGCGCCGCGAACACCGCCGCCACGCGUCCGUUUCUGGACGCCCUCGAGGCGCGCACCGACUUAAUCGCCGGCCAGCCCGCCUGGUUCACCGUCGCCGUCAAGGACGCGCCCGGUAACGUGCGAUUCGUGGAGCGCGAUCUCGCGGGCGGCGUCGGAACGUGGGGCUCGCUCACGGUGACGCAAAUCGACGCAAACGCGAACCCUCGCGGGCCCAGGGCUGUCAUCUUCCGCGGCGUCGACGCCGUCAUGGACAACGUCACCGGCGCGCACAACGUGUCGUUCACGCCGACCGUCGCGGGUAAGAUCAGGGUAUCGGUUCGAGUCGAAUCGGACGGGUCUUUUCUGUACGCGGACGCGCCCGUGAGGUCAAACUCGGUGAGCGCGUCGGCUUCGGAAGUUUUCGGCGUCGGCGCAGACGUGGGUUCAAUUGCGGGAAAAACCACACACUUUUACGUGCAGCUGCGCGACGCCCUCCGCAACCCCGCCUCGCUCGAAGCCGGCGUCAGCCUUCGGGUGACGUUCGCGGCGCUGGGCGGCAGCGACGGCGUUGUGUCGCUCGGAAGCGGCGGGCCGACGGAGGUGGCCGGUGCGCCCGGUCGAUGGAAAGUUCCGUUCGUCGCGGCGAGGUCCACCGCCGGGGACUAUCGCGCCAGCGUCUCCGUGACGUUGUCGGGCGGCGGCGGCGACGUGAUCGGCGGCGGCGCGAAGAGUUUCACCGUCCACGACGGCGGCGGGGCGAUCGAUCCGGCCAAGUCCGUCCUGCUGGACGCGUACGGGGACGAGGCGAACGUCUUGGCCGGCGGCUCGGCGGGAAACGACAUCGUUUUCCACGCGCAACUCAGGGACGAAAACGGCGUCGACGUCGACGACAGGGGCACCGCUCUCGUCGCCGUCACCGUCCUCGGCCUGCCUGCUGACACGGACGGGUCGAGCGCGUCGUCGGUGUCGUCGGAGUGGACGACCGGCGGCCGCGUGACGUUCAAGCUUCGAACCAACGUCGCCGGAGUGUACGCCGUCGCCGCCGAGGUUUGCCCAAAAUCCUCAGACGGGACAACGUGCGACGGCGACGACGACGGAUGGGUCGCGGCGCGGAACGACGGCGCGACCAUCACCGUCGCGCCCGGUGCGCCCAGCGCGAGUGCGAGCGUCGUCGAGUGCGGCGCGUCCCCAUCCGCGGCGAACGCGCCGGCACAGCUGUGCGCGGUGACGUUGAGAGACGCAUUCGGAAACGACGUCGGUUACGCGGGCGACGGCCCGGCGAAGCCUCCGACGGUCAUCGCGCGCCUCGACCCUCCUUUGGGCGUCGGUGCCGCCUUGCCCGUGCGUGCGUGCGAGGUCCGGCCGGACGAGCGCGACGGGACGUUCGUCGUGACGUGCGCUUCAACCGACGUCGGAACGCACUCGCUUCGAACCUAUCUCGACCCGGUUUCGAUCGAGUCCCCGGCGGCGGCCGAGCUCAUCGGCCGGGUCGCUUUGCCGGUGACGGUGACGCACGGGGCGUUCAGCGCCGACAAGUCGCAGAUCUUCCUGCCGAUGAAUCACGCGGUUGGCGAGACGCUCGUGGUUAAGAUCGCCGCCAGAGAUAGGUGGAGUAACGCGUACGCGGCGCGUGAUGUCGCGUUCAGCGCGACGGUGACCCCGAAAGGUGGAGGUUCGACUUUCACGACGGCGUCGUCGUCGUCGUCGUCCCCGACGGGCGCCGCGAUGGACGACGACGGUCGAUUCGUCGUCGCGUUCCCGCCGGGCUCCACCGCGGCGGUGGGUAGAUACGACGUCGACGUGUUUCAUUCCCCGGGCGGCGCGCGCGUUGGGUCGCGAACGUCGUUGAACGUCGUCGCGGGCAACGCCGUCGGAAUGAAUUCGAAAAUCAAACCGUCCGGAUCGUCCUCCGUCGCGCGAGCCAGUUGGACCGACACGUUCGGCCUGGUCAUCGACGCGAGGGACGCGAGGGGUAACGCCGUGACCGACCCUGGUGUCGCCUUGAAGACGACGGUGACGGCGACGGUGGAGCCGCUGAAGGGUUUCGAGGCGUGGGUCGGCGAAGACGUCGCGACUCGACGGGUGGACGCCUCUUUCCGAUCCGGCUUUAUCCCCCGCGUCCCGGGGACGUACUCCGUCACGGCGACGUUUCCCGGCGGAACCGUCACGUCACCGCACGUGGUGCGCGUGCACCUCGCUCCCGCGCCCCGGCUGGUGCGGGCGACGAUGGCGGACUCGCUCGGAUCGAUCGACGUACGCUUCGACGCCGCGACGGACCGGGCUUUGAGCGGCGGCGGCGACGCGGCUGGCGGGGACACGGCUGGCGGCUCGUGCGCCGGCGUCCUUUCCGACGAAACUGUUCGAAUUCUGGGCACCGGCGCCCACUGCGCGUGGUCUAACGACUUCGUCCUCACGAUUUACACGGGCAAAGACCCGAUCGCGAUGCCCCGAACGGCGUUGAGCGUCGCGGAUCGGAUCGAGCUGAGACCCGGGGUUGUCCGCGCGAAGCUCGGGGCGAGUCUCGCCGCCUUUGGUUCAACGGAGAUUGAACCGCCGUUGAAUCCCCUGACCGUGGACGCGCACCUGGUGGGUCCGACCACGAUCGGGGCGUGCGACCCCGCCCUGUUCACCGCGUCCUCGUCCACCGGCGCGGGCGGACGGCCGAUGAGGUUCGAGUUCCGCGUGACGUCCGAAUACGACGCCGGGAAGAUUUUGGGCAGGAUCCGGUCGCUUCCGGCGAAUAUGAGCUCGUCCGAGCUGGCACUUCGCGCGGACGAUCUCGAGCCCGGCGGUGUGUACGCGAUCGUCGUGGAGGUGACGAACUUCCUCGGCGCCACGUCAGCAGCCACGGUGACGGCGAUCAAGUCCACCGCGCCGGCGCCAAUCGUCGCAAUCGAGGGACCGCGGAUUGUGCGGACCACCCCCGGCGCAUCGCUCGAGUUCACCGCGCUCGCGAGGCUUCCCAGCGGGUCGUGCCUGCGCCAUCCAUCCGUCGCGAGUAAGAUUGGCACGAGGAUCACGUACGCGUGGACGCUGGUCGACGGCCCGAGCCUCGACUUUGGGGCGGGAACCCUCGCUCGGACGUCGGAGACGCCGAGGCUGUACGUGGAACCCCGAACCCUCCAAUUCGGCUCUACCUACGUGUUCCGGGUGGAGGCGAAGUUGGCGGCGGCGCAGUUCCACCGCGCGUCCGACACGGUGACCGUGAAGGUGGGUCACGACUCCAUCGAUGAUUCGCUCGUGCUCGGCCCGUCGUCGUCGCCCUCGGGCGCGGCGCUGGAGCUGCUCGCGCUCAACCGCGAUCCGAUGCUGGCGGAUUCGGCGGCGAGCGAGUACCCGUGGUCGCACCGGUGGGAGUGCUGGGUUUUCCGGGGUCACGACGACGCGCGGGGGGAGGCGUGCCCCGCCGCCAUCGAGUCGCACCUGUUCGUCGACGCCGAUCGCCUCGUCGUUCCGGCAGGCAUCCUCACCGCGGAAACAACCGACGCCAGAUUCGAGUUUGCCUACACGGCGGCGAGAGAGCCGACGGUUCCAUUAACGGGGGAUUCAUCAAACGUGGCGCGACGAAAGACGACUAAAAAGACGGUCCACGUGUCCGCCACCCCCACGCUGAGCACCCGCGCCAGGUUCACGUCGCGCGUCCCCGGUGUGAUCACGCCGUCGGAGCAGACGGCGUUUUACUGCGACGUAAUCGGAGAGACGUCUGACGCGUCCGACGUUUCUUUCCGAUGGUCCGUCGUGGGAAAGCCGAGCGGGUUCAUCGACGCCGCGCUGGAUCGGUCCGUCGGAGGCGCCGACUCGCGCACGAUCGUCGUGGCGCCCGGCGCCUUUAACCCCGGCGAGGAGUACACGCUUCGAUGCGACGCGAUCGACGUGAAAACGGGAGCGAGGGGUUUCGCCGAGUGCGUCGCUCGGGUCAACGCGCCGCCGACGGGCGGAAUCGCCGUCCUGACGAGCGACUCGCCACUGGCGCCGGUCGAGCUCGUCGAUACCCUCGCGGUGCUCGCGACGGGAUGGACGGACCCGGACGGGGGCGUGCGUUACCAGCUCACGCGCGCGCCGGCGGGGGCGGAAUCGGCCAGAGGAAUCGUUCCCGACGACGACGACACGGUCCUUGUCACCGGCGGGGCGAGCGGCCGAGCGCUCAUCCGUUUCACGCUCCCCGCGGGGACGCACGGGCUGUACCUGCGCGUGAGCGAUGCGAUCGGCGCGUCGACGAUCGUGCCCGUCACCUUGACCGACGGCGUGACGCCGGCGGAGGUGACGGCGCAGGAGAUGCCGGAGGCGUCCCCCUCCGACGGGCGAAGAAGGCGAAUUUUGCAGGCGAGCUCGGGCGCGGCGGCGAUGGCGGCGCGAGCAUGGGACCCGGCCGCGGGCACCGGCGACUCGGACGCGGCGUACGCGUUCAUCCACGCCUUUUCCCGCGCGUACGGCGGCGAUCCGAAGGCGAAGGCGUCGUGCGAUCCGAAGGAGGCGUCAACUGCAAACGCUGCGACGACGGCGACAAAGACCCGCGUGCUCGUCGAGUUGAAAGCCCUCGCCGCCGGCGCCGUCCCGGCGGCGGGAGCUACCCGGCAACUCGCGUGCGCGCUGGGUGCGGGGAUUCUUCACGCAGUCGGUGAAGUUAGCGACGCCGCGCGCGAUGCCGUGGACGACGCGCUCGUCGCCGGUAAGCUCCGUUGGAUGCUCGACGCGUCCGACUCGGGCGGUGACUGGUCGGGCGGUGACUGGUCGGGCGGCGGGGCGAACGUGUUGACGACGGCGGCGGCGCGAUGCGCGCACUCCGUCGCGACGCGGAUGCUCGCGGUCGCCCGGUGUAACGCGCCAAGGCCCGACGAGGCGAAGCUGCGCGCGGCGCACGACGCGUUUAUACUCGUCGGUACCCUCGUCGCGAGGGGAGGGGGUCGGAUACCGGGGCAGUCGCAGCUCAAGCUCGCGCCGUCGAGCGGCGACCCCGCGGUGUACGUCCACUCGCAGCGCGCGUCAGCCGCGGGCGUCGUCAACGGCACCACGCCCAAGUUUGACCACCCCGCGGGUCUCGUGGGUAAGACGCACGCGCAGAUCGACUCGUCCAGGGACGUCGGGAGUGGAGUUUUGUACGACGCCACCGGCUUUGUGGAUGGCGCGUUUAAGUUUGCCGUCAACGUCACGCGUCCGGAUUUGUCCGACGAAACGGUUCGAAACGGUUGGUUCGCGGACCCGGACGGCGCGCUGGUGGACGUCGUCGCGUUCAUGUACGACGACGGGUGGGCUCCGUUCGACAUCGACGCCUCGAUGGAGUCCGAGCUGAACGCGCGCGACGGGGUGAAGGGCGCGUUUGGCGGAUUGGUCUUUGGCGUGACGGGCAGCUGGGUCGACGUCGGGGCGGGGCGACGGGAGACGGCGCGGACCUCCGCCAUAUUCGGGGUGGACCAGGCCCGGACCCUCGCGGCGAAGAGGAACUUGACGGACCCGAACACCCACCUCGGCGCGCGGUGGUACGACGAGGUACGACGCGAAUGGACCGCGGGCGAGGACGUCGCGGGCACCGGCGUCUUUGUGUACACGUCGGAGCCCGCGUUGCUGUUGUUUGCUCGCGACGCGGGGGCGGGGCUGGGGUUCUCGUUCUACGCGGAGAGCAGCAUCGCGCCGCCGCCCUCGCCGCCCUCGCCGCCGCCCUUGCCGAGCCCGCCCCCGUUCGAGGGAGCGGUGGGGGGCGGCGACGGCGGCGGCGGCGGCGGCGGCGGGUUGCCCUCGAUUUAUUCCCCCGUGGGUCUGCUCGCGUCCAUCAUCGGCGGCUCCCUGGCUCUCUACGGCGCGGUUCGGUUCUACUUCAAGUUCAGGUCGCAGCUCUUCAAGGCUCGAGCCGCGAAGGACGACGAUCCUCUCCUGGCGGAGGAUAUCGAGGAGGAAGACGACGCGGGAUCACCCAAGAAAUGGAGGGUUCUGUCAGACGACGACGACGAGGAUGACGAAAACUUGCCCGAGGACGAGAAGGCGCUCCGGAGCAUUCUCGACGCCAAGUCGCCCGGUUCCCCCGAAUCCCCGUCCAACGACGAUAAGUACGCGUCGGCCAGUGUGGUGGUGGCCGUGGAGGACGAGUUCGCCCACGACGAGUACAUGUAG